AUGUUGGAGUCAUCUGCUCUAGGGUCCAUCAGGCUGGUGGGUUCUGGGGGAGACUGUGCAGGGAGGCUGGAGGUUUUUCACAAUGGCUCAUGGGGGACAGUGUGUGAUGACUCCUGGGAUAUUAAAGAUGCUCAUGUGGUGUGCAGACAGCUGCAGUGUGGAGUGGCCCUCAGUAACCAGCAGGUACCAGCCUGGUUUGGUCCUGGUUCUGGACACAUAUGGCUGGAUGAGGUGGAGUGUGAGGGGAAUGAGACGUCCCUGUGGAGUUGUUCUUCUCCAGGCUGGGGAAAACAUGACUGUCAACACAAGGAGGAUGUAGGAGUCGUGUGCUCAGGAAACGUGAGGCUGGUGAAUGGUAAUAAUUCUUGUGCUGGUAGGGUGGAGGUUUAUUAUAAAGGAGAAUGGGGAACCGUGUGUGAUGAUUUUUGGGCUUUGACAAACACUGCAGUGGUGUGUAGAGAGCUGGGCUGUGACGAAAAUUCAAACACAAUGCGUUCUGCUCACUUUGGACCAGGAUCAGGAAAAAUCUGGAUGGAUGAUGUGAUAUGUAGUGGAUCUGAGUCCUCAAUAUUCCGUUGCUUAAAAAACAAAAUGGGUGACCAUAACUGUGGACAUAGGGAAGAUGUUGGUAUUAUCUGCUCAGGCAUCAGGCUUGUUGGAGGUUCUCGCUGCUCUGGGAGGUUAGAGGUGCCUCAUGGGAACACAUGGUACACAGUGUGUGCCACUGACUUUGACCAGAAGGAUGCAGAGGUUGUGUGUAGAGAGCUGGACUGUGGGGCUCCUGUACAGGUGCUGGGAGCAGCUGCUUUUGACAAAGGAGACACUCAGAUGUGGACACAAGAGAUUCAGUGCAGAGGAAAUGAGUAUCAGUUUGCUCUUUGUCCAGCUUCACCUUCACAAUUUUGUUCCCAUGAGAACGGUGUGAGUGUAGUAUGUGCUGAAACAGUGAGAUUGGUAGGUGCUAACAGUCGCUGUGCUGGUCGAGUGGAGGUUCUUCAUAAUGGUCAGUGGGGAACAGUGCGUGAUCUUGGCUGGGAUUUGCCUGAUGCUGCAGUGGUGUGUAAAGAACUUGGCUGUGGAGAGGCUUUAGAAGCACCAAAGGGUGCUCACUUUGGUGAAGGAUCAGGAAGAGUCUGGAUUUCUGAUUUACAGUGUACUGGAUCAGAGUUGACGCUGACAAACUGUAGAUUCAAUGGAUGGGAAAUAAAAGCUAAUCAUACUGAAGAUGCUGGAGUCAUCUGCUCUGGUUACACUGAUCUCAGAAUAGUAAAUGGUCCUGACAUCUGUUCUGGUCGAAUCGAACGUCAGUACUCCAGUAAAUGGGGCACACUGGUGGGUUCUGGGGGAGACUGUGCAGGGAGGCUGGAGGUUUUUCACAGCAGCUCGUGGGGGACAGUGUGUGAUGACUCCUGGGAUAUUAAAGAUGCUCAUGUGGUGUGCAGACAGCUGCAGUGUGGAGUGGCCCUCAGUAACCAGCCGGUACCAGCCUGGUUUGGUCCUGGUUCUGGACACAUAUGGCUGGAUGAGGUGGAGUGUGAGGGGAAUGAGACGUCCCUGUGGAGCUGCUCUUCUCCAGGCUGGGGAAAACAUGACUGUCAACACAAGGAGGAUGUAGGAGUCGUGUGCUCAGAGUUUAAAGAGAUCAGGUUAACUGAGGGCUGUGAAGGGAAUCUGGAGGUUUUCUACAAUGGAUCCUGGGGUAAUGUGUGCUGGAACCAGAUGGACAGAGACACAGCGAGUCUGAUCUGUCAAGAGCUGAACUGUGGAAGAUCUGGUGUUUUGUCUGAAUCUGCAGCAAGAGUGGAAUCAGCUCCUAACUGGCUGGAUAAAGUUACAUGUCGACCAUAUGAUUUAACUUUAUGGCAAUGUCCAUCUUCACCCUGGGGACAGAAUGACUGUGGUGAAGAUGAAGUGGCCAAAAUCACCUGUUCAGAGGAGGAGACUAGUGAUUCGCCUCAGAGUCGUCAGACAUGUUUUACCUCACCGUCUCCUUACCAGAGACAGUGUGCAAAAAAUAAUCAGUUUUAA
Carassius auratus (goldfish) is the source of this 2028-nucleotide messenger RNA. Its product is annotated as deleted in malignant brain tumors 1 protein-like. Bases 1 to 2028 code for a protein of 675 amino acids. Gene Ontology annotation, cellular component: plasma membrane. The transcript is spliced from 10 exons. NCBI's taxonomy places the organism in Eukaryota, Metazoa, Chordata, Actinopteri, Cypriniformes, Cyprinidae. Gene Ontology annotation, biological process: zymogen activation. The record is from RefSeq and is a predicted model, not a curated record. Gene Ontology annotation, molecular function: serine-type endopeptidase activity.